Messenger RNA from Fusarium subglutinans, 468 nucleotides. RefSeq names its product ankyrin. Gene Ontology annotation, molecular function: protein binding. The transcript is spliced from 3 exons. The record is from RefSeq and is a predicted model, not a curated record. The coding region runs from base 1 to 468 and encodes 155 amino acids. NCBI's taxonomy places the organism in Eukaryota, Fungi, Ascomycota, Sordariomycetes, Hypocreales, Nectriaceae.
AUGAGCGACGCUUCCAACCAACCAGCCCGCCCGGGAUCUCUCACACCCGAGAUGAUAGAAUUCGCAAGCAGGAUGUACGAUGCGGCGAGAAAGGGAGACGUGGCUACGUUUGAGCAGGCUCUUCCAGCCGGCCUACCUCCAAAUCUGACAAACGACAAAGGCGAUACUCUGCUGAUGCUCGCUGCGUAUCAUGGCCAUGCCGACUUAGUCAAGGUUCUCAUUCAACAUGGUGCGGACCCUAAUCGCCUCAAUGACCGAGGGCAGAGCCCUCUCGCUGGGGCAGUGUUCAAGAAGGAAGAUGCAGUAAUCCAAUUGCUAGAUGGUGGCGCUGAUCCUGAAUACGGACAGCCAAGUGCUGCUGAGUGCAUCGCAAUGUUCAAACAGGAGGAAACUUGGAAGUCGAAAUUUGAUGCUGCCCCCGGCAAAGGACAGGCUGGGAAGACAAGGGAUGCCGAGGGCAAAAAGUGA